Molecule: messenger RNA, 6646 nt
Organism: Xyrichtys novacula (pearly razorfish)
Lineage: Eukaryota; Metazoa; Chordata; Actinopteri; Labriformes; Labridae
Source: the annotation of a GenBank genome assembly
CUCGCGAGAUUCUCUGAAAAAACGGAACUCGCGUGUGGGUGUUGUAGUCCAAAAUACUGACAUAUCCUGCCCUAGUUUCUUUAAGACCUUGGAAAGCUCAAAUAAUCUUCUGCGCAGAACCAGGCAGUCGCAGAAUUUCCUCGCGACCGACGACUAUAAAUAGCAAAACAGUGAGCUGCAGCUUGACACCUGUCUGUUUCGAUCACAUUCAGAAACGUAAACAACGACCGACUGAGUACGUGCAGACACAGACCUCCUCGCAGCAAGUUAAAAGAUCGACUGGCCAGUCUCCAGCGAGCAAACGAGGAAUGUGUGCAAGAAUCUGGAGGACUAAGUGGUGGUUACUCGAAGAUCUGCAAAAACUGGGUCCUUUUAAACACAAUAUAAGGUAAGAAAAUAUUCAAUAUAGAUAGUGCAUUGACCUACUUAUCGAUCUUUUGAGUGGCAAUGAUUUUAUUUAUUUAUUUUAGGUGUGGUCAAUAAGUUGUUAAUUGCAUAAAUUAGUUGACAUAACCACGAGCUAGAUUAAGAAUCGAUUAACAUCAGCGUUGCAUUUGGUAAUUUGCUGAAAAAGUCCUAAUAGGUUGAAUCGUUGUAACGCACUACACUGUUUACAAGCCAGGGUGUUUUUCUAGGACAUGGGCAUGCGUGCAGUCACGUAUAUUUUAAGGUAACCCAGCUGUGCGUCACGGCGGCCCUGUAUUUGUUGUCUCUUUCAUUGAUUUCACUGAUUUUUCUCCCCAUUUUGCAGCGUGUUUUCCUGAAUGAGUGACCGAAUAUUUGACAGCCUCCGUAAUCUGUGAAGGGCACACAUGGCCCACACUUUAAACGAGCAUCAGAGCCGCCUGCCUGUGGCCCAGGCCACUGUGCUGGCUCUGCCCCCGUCAAGCCAAACACAAGUGAGUAUUGUUUCUCCAUUGACUCAUUUGUGUGUUUCACGACUGUAGAAAUGAUCGAAAAUUCCGCUUUUUCAGUGACAGUGGAGCAACACUUUUGACCUUGUUUACAAUGACUUUAGCAAGAAAUCAACCACAACAAAAUCUGAGUGGAUGGCAUGUGGCAUGUGAGCUUGUUUGAGUGUCUUCAUUUUAAAUGGACUUUUGAUCAAUUAUUUGGUAAUGUAUAAAGAAGGUUGCUCUAUGUGAUUUUAAAGUGGUUUAUGUAUUAGCCUAUAACAGGUUGAGCAUGUGAGGGGCAUGGUCAGCUCAGUGUUGUGUGGCUGUUGUUGUGACAUACAGUAGUAGAGGCUUUGCAGGGUCGACCAAAUUCUGUAAACAUGAUAUAAAGGAGAAUUAUACAGCAAUUUGUAGACUUCCUUCAAUAUCAGACAACAAUCAGAGAACCAUUGGCAGGUUGAUUGCAAAGUUGGGCUACACAUACAAGAGAUUUGCCUUGUGAAAAGGAAAGGAGGCAAAAGGAGAAUAAAAGGGUGGAGAGUCAUACCACAGCAUGACCAAAUGAGAGCAAUUUCAGUAUAAAGCACUAAAUCACAAACAUCCACUUCAACAUAAACAACUACUUUAAAUGACAAUUAUAACCAGUGUGGCCAUGUCAGAUGAAAAAAAAAUGUAAAAACUUUUUUUUUUUUUAAGUAUAAGGUUGCUUUAAAAGCUCUGUAUAUGAUUUUACAGUGGCCUAUGUAUAAGCCAAUAACAGGUUGAGCAUGUGAGGGGCAUGGUCAGCCCGGUGUUGUGGGGCUGUUGUUGUGACAUACAGUACAGCUUUCCUGGUACUAAACUUUCAGAGGACAUGUUCUUCUGUUACAUUGCUGUAAAUAGCAGGGGACUGGUAGCUAAUCUAAAGCUGGUCUAGGUUUACUACGUAAUACAGUUGGUAGUAUUAGAAAGGUGAAUCAUGGCAGGUGUUCCCUUUAGUGGGUUAUCACAGACCUAAAAGCAUGUGUUGGUACUGCCAACAGGAAAAUACUACUUACUUUGUCUUUUCAAAUAGAAUAUUUUCCUGUAUUUGAUUUCAAUAUCAGUUUAACAAAUAAAAAGGAAACUUGUUCAACAAGUUUGGCUGCAGUUGUCAGGCUACUGUACUAGUGUGGCGUAAUGGAUACGAUAAAUCAAAAUCUAAUUGUUCAUGAUUAAUAGAGAAUCCAAAAGUGUGUCUUCACUGCUCUAGUUUAAGUAUUGCAACAUGUUUGUUAUUCCUGCCAAGGGACCUGCUUAUCAGUUGGUUGGAUUGUUUAUUGGGUUCAAAUGUGCCUUUCAACUAAAUGAUAACUCAUGUGCAUGCGUGGAGGUUCACACACUGAUACACAAACACACAAGCAUGCACAACUCCUCUCCACUGAAACACCAGUUGGCGUUAUCAUGUGUUUUUUGUUGCAGCAGUUGAGUCUGGAAAAAAAGUCCUGCUGCAGUAAAACCUCAAAGAGAUAAACAUGGGAGUGGAUGUGCUGAUAAGCAUGUGACUUUGUAUAUUCGAUGUUUUUGAGGUCACAUAAUUAGAGUUAGAUUAUUAAAUUGAGUAUUUUCUUACCUUUUGAAACUUGAUAGUUUGAGGUCAGUGUUAUGGUGAGCUAUCAGUUCAUAUCAGUACAAUGAGACAGAGUGUCCUCUACAGUUAUGUGCACGUGUCUAUGUGUCCAAACAGGACUUGAGGCCAAGAUUGUCAGCCCUGGACACCCUGCUGUGCGGGGCAUUUGCUGGGGCUGUUGCCAAAACAGUCAUUGCGCCCCUGGACAGAACCAAGAUCAUUUUUCAAGGCAAGGAAACCCCACAAACAAAAAUACUUCUUCCCAAAUAUAGAAUCUGAAAGCAGAAAAUAGAGUCUUGUGUUAUGUUACUGACUGAUCCUGCUUUGACUAUUACAAUCCGCGGAAAAUGCAGCCUCUGUUCUUGUGUUUGUAACAACAUUUUCACUGAAUGUUGUAACUGUUAAGUAAUAUUUAAUCCUCUUAGUGGAUGUUUAGCCUAAAUGGGAGAGUGUUGAUUAACACUGAGGUUCACUGUGUCUCUCUUGUUGUUCCACAGUGUCCUCAAAAAGAUUCUCUGCGAAGGUGAGUUUAAGCUUUUAUCUCACAGCUGAGUAUUCACUGUAUAUUCCUGAUUAACCCAAUCCAGCAUGUGUACACUGGAGACAAUAAUACUGUUAAAAUAAGGAAAAUAUCAAUUCUUAAAAUAAACUAGUGACAGUUUUCAUAUUUGGUUUAUUGUCUGACAUGUACACUGCAUCACAAAAUAAUGGUUAGAACAUCUCGUGCAAAAAACCCUGAAGCCUUUGGAAAAUAAGUAAUUUAACUUUGAAAUUAUAAUAGUUGUUUUUACACAACAUACUGUAUACUUCCUCCCACCCUCAGGAGGCCUUCAGGCUCAUUUACCACUCCUACAUGAAGGAUGGGCUGCUCAGUCUGUGGAGAGGGAACUCAGCCACCAUGGUGAGGGUGAUGCCCUACGCUGCCAUCCAGUUCUGCUCACAUGAACAGUACAAAAGGCAUCUGGGAGGCUACUUUGGCUACCAGGGAAAGUAAGUAGACUAUUAGCUUAACAGUUAUUAUAUAGUAGAUUUAACUGGUCGUAGAAAACCCCGUAUUUAUAUGUUUUUUCAACCAUAGUUGUAGCAUUUUUCCAGGACUGGAAAUAUGGAAAUGUGGAUUGUUUUGAUCGUCUCUUACUCUAUUCUAGUCUACAACACACACCCACAAAAAGAUGAAAACCAUAUUUAACAGUUUACUAUAAACUUUGAUAUGAUAGUUAAUGUCCCCAAGAGGUCGCCCUGAAACAAUCUUGAUCCCUUUUACAUCAGAUCUACCACCAUCUUUAGGUCAACAUUUUGUUUACAUAUCAAUCUAUUUUGAUAUUUAACUGUAAGACCGAAAGGCCUGGUCUCAACCCCUGUCAUUAUAUUGACAAUAGUUAAAAACUGCUCUGUUCUACCCAUCAUAACAGAGUUUAUACUGAACAUUGUAGAUCAAAAAUGCUGUCAACAGUGAUGGGGGAAAGAUGAUGUUGAUAUUGGCCCCUGUGAAGGUUGAUGCCAAUAUAAUGCUGUGGAUGUAAAAAUGGCAUUAAUCAGCCUGACUGAUUGGCCGAGCAAUUAAACAGUCUAUUUCUACACACUAUCAUGACACUGAAAAUGCACAAUCAAGUAAAACAUCAACAACACUGCAAAUAUGCUGUUAACAAUCACAAUGGUGAUUGACCACUCACAGAUAAACGCAUAUCCCAUCAAGUCCAUGCCUACUUUGUUGACAGUGUUUUCAGAUUUUAUCAUCUACUGCUCUAAUUUUCAAACAUUUAUUUACAUUGAGUAAGGAGCAGAACUCAGAGUCUUACAGCAGAGUCUGUAAAAAUACAGACUCAUGUAAAAUGUACAAUUUAUCAUUUAAAAGUCCUCAACAGAGCCCUCAUACACAUGAUUAAGGGACAGCACUGAACAAUCACACACUUAGCAAAAACAGGCCUCAAAGUCUGUUAAUUUGUAAGUAUGGAGAUUGGGAUUAAGCUAAUACUUGCAAAUUUGAUGUCAUUCCCAUCAGCCACAGCUCGAUUUGUAUGUUUAUCUAACACACUAAACUUUUAUCAUAUAAAGUUUCAAAACAUUAUUCGUAUUACACCAGUGUUGUUCAAAUCACCACACUAUCAAACACACCGACCCAAACUUCUGGAUAUCAACAAAAAAACAGCUGUCUGCUUAAGUUUGAAUUUGUGGUUGUUUUUUUUUUGUCUUUUUCAGAGCUCUGCCUCCGGUCCCUCGCUUAAUGGCCGGCUCUCUGGCUGGCACCACUGCUGUUAUGCUUACCUACCCCCUGGACAUGGUGCGAGCCAGGAUGGCAGUCACAGCCAAAGAAAUGUAAGCAUUUACCUUUUAUUUAUUACUCUUUAUAACACAGUACAGAAUAUUCAAUGAUUAAUUUCCCUGUGUAUAUGUUUUCUGUACCUUUACUGUUACAAUGCAUGCAAGUCACUUACUAUUAUACAGUAUUACCCCUGACUGCAUGUGUUUUGAUGCAGUCGAGUAAAAAAUGGUGUACCUGGUGUUUUUCCUCUCAACAGGUACAGCAACAUCAUGCAUGUGUUUGUGCGCAUCUCCCAAGAAGAGGGUAUGAGGACCCUCUACAGAGGUUUCAGCCCCACUAUUCUGGGGGUCAUCCCCUAUGCAGGCAUCACAUUUUUCACAUAUGAGACCCUCAAGAAGCUUCACACAGGUACUGAAUGUAUUCCCGCUGUCUCUGAUCUACUCUUCAAUAAAAUGAUUUAAUUCUUUUUAUUUAUUUGAAGCAAUAUAUAGAUGUGUAACCGCUCUUUCCACGUUUUUUUCUUUCACUUUAGAAAAAACAAAACGAUCACAGCCAUACCCGUACGAGCGACUGGCUUUUGGGGCCUGCGCCGGCCUGGUCGGACAAUCCGCCUCGUACCCUCUGGAUGUGGUGCGUCGGCGUAUGCAGACAGCUGGAGUUACAGGGUCGUCUUACGUCACGAUUUUGGGAACCAUGCGUGAGAUCAUAACGAAGGAGGGAUUUGUACAUGGACUUUACAAAGGCCUGAGCAUGAACUGGGUUAAAGGGCCCGUUGCUGUCGGGGUCAGCUUUACCACAUUUGACAUCACACAGGGCCUUCUUUUCAAACUCCACCAGAUGAGAUACUUCACCCACUGAAUCAGGCAGGUGUGAUAGAGGGAGGAUGAUACGCACACAUGAGACUGUUGGAAUGAGGAGAUGUACUUUGUUAAGCGGCAAUGAUAAGUGUUAUCACUCAGUCGAGGCAGGGUUGUCACCUGCUCCUGGUUGUGUAAAACAUGGACUGGAUGAGUGGACAGAAAGCCUGCGGUUCAAGAACGUUUCACAGUAUCUCGUGCUUUUGUUUAUGCACAUUCAGAAUUCGCUGUCACAGAGUCAGAUGACAAAAACAGAGUCUUUAAAUCAUUGUUCACAUAUUCAUGACUUUGUUCGAAACCAUGGCCCCAACAGGGUGGGCUCGGUGAUUAAAAGAUGAACAAUGGAUGAAGACUGUUGAUGAUGCUUGCACUUUAUUAGUCCUGCAAUGUUCUUUUGACUUAAUCUUUUGUCAAGAGAGAAAACUUGUUGCUUUUAACCUGGAGAGAUUUUUAUUUUUUGAUAAUCAUUUUGCUUUUUCUCUUUUUGAUUGUUUUAAGUAGCCUGGUUGUACCCCUAGAUUUGGGGGUAAGGUUAGUUUUGAAAGUUUGAUUUUAUCUGGUUUUAAAUGUCAUUUUUAAGAUGGUGCCAAUGUUAACUGAGUUUAAGCCGAUGGAGCGGAUGAUUGUAGGAAAAGGGGGGUGGGCAUGUUCGGAGGGUUGCACAGCUCCACUGUCCAUCGAGCACUGAGGUGGUGUGAAAAUAAUAUGUCUAAUAACUAAGGGGUUAAUCAGAUGUAUGGGAAAUAAAUCUUUAAAAAUAACUAAAAAUAUUGAUUUAUAUUCAUAUCAUUAAGGUUUCAUUUUUUACAGUGCUCAUUUUGCUGCGCAGAUUCAAUCAGUGCUUUGGGCUUUGACUCGACUGUGAUGCGUUGUUUACUUUCAAAAUCACAAUAUACCAAAGCACUUACAUCAGUCAUACGUUUCAUGUGAAAAAGGAAUCAUUAAAAUUUCAUUUCUAGUGUGUAUUUCAGUGUUUCCAAAGAUUUCAGUUUACAGUUGUAUCAAGCACACAAUGCAAUAAAGUGUCCAUCCACCAUCCUGA